Messenger RNA from Sphaeramia orbicularis (orbiculate cardinalfish), 2396 nucleotides. It is a transcript of the gene insc, whose product is annotated as INSC spindle orientation adaptor protein. Bases 268 to 1875 code for a protein of 535 amino acids. Gene Ontology annotation, molecular function: cytoskeletal adaptor activity; protein binding. NCBI's taxonomy places the organism in Eukaryota, Metazoa, Chordata, Actinopteri, Kurtiformes, Apogonidae. Gene Ontology annotation, cellular component: apical cortex. The record is from RefSeq and is a predicted model, not a curated record. The transcript is spliced from 14 exons. Gene Ontology annotation, biological process: apical protein localization; establishment of mitotic spindle orientation; asymmetric cell division.
AUCAGCGCUGAGGCCGAUCGGACUCGGAUCAGUCCGACUCCAGCGGCGUUUGGGAGGAGGUCAACUGGGUCAGGCUCCAAGACGGGACACAAGGGGGGGUCGGACCCAGACUGAACCAGAUGGAGGACAUCAGGCAGAUAUGAAUCCUCCAGGGAACAGUUAACGAUUCUGGACCGGACUACGUGGAUCUGUUUCCCAUCAGCUCCCGGUUCAUCCCUCAGCUGUUCCAUGGGGUCAAAGGUUGACGCCUGACAUUCUUCAGAUAAAAUGGCGACUCCUCAGAGCAGCUCAGUGUCUUCGUCUCCAAUGAGUUCGCGGAUGCAGACCCUGCAGGUGGACUCGGUUCAGCGCUGGAUGGAGGACCUGCGUCACAUGACUGAGGUGGAGUGCAUGUGCGUGCUCCAGGCCAAGCCCAUCGGCGUGGACGAGGACUGCCAGCAGGGAGAGCUCAUCGUGGCGGCCGGUGUCGCGGGGGAUGAACACGUGGCGCGAAACAACCUGCAGACGCUGCUGCGCCGGGCGCUGGUGGUCAGCACCGAGCUGGGGAAGAUGUUCCAGCGGUUGGAGAAGGGUCGGUGGCAGCGCGUCCACAGCACCGCCGUCCGGGCCAACUGCCACGUCCGCUCACUGGUGCAUGAGUACAGCACCGCCCGCAGCACGCCGCCCGCCAUGCAGAAGUAUGAAAAGUCUCUGCUGGAGAAAUGUAUGGAACUGACCAACAUCACUGAGAGGUGCCUUCACACCGACGACGAGUUCUUCCUGAAGUCCAUGAGGGACGCCAUCCACGAGAUCCUGACCGACGUUAGCGACUCCUUCAGUAACAUGAUUGACAUGGCGUUGGCCAACGAGAUCCGGGUCCUGAUCAAACAGAUCGAGUCAUGUGACAGUGUCCACGCCAUCGGCAGCGCCAUCAGUAACCUCCUGUCUCUGACACAGGACGGACCUCAGCUCUGCAGCAUCAUUGCCAAGGAGGGGGCGGUGGUGGCCCUGUUUAAGAUCUGCAGACAGGACCGGUUCAGAGACCUGUACGCCCACGCCCUGAGGACGGUGGCGUCCAUCUGCUGCGUGGAGGAAGGAAUCAACCAGCUGGACAAGGUGGAUGGUAUCCUGUGCCUGGCUGACAUCCUGACCGAUGACGGCAGCGUGGAGGCGGCCCGGGCCGAGGCGGCGGCCGUCGUGGCUCAGAUCACGUCUCCUCAUCAUACGUCCACCCAACACCUGGCCAGUUUCCUGGAGAGCAUGCACGACAUCGUCACGGCGCUGAUCAAGUUGUGUGAGAGCGCCUCCUGUGGGGAGGUUUUCCUGCUGGCGUCUGCAGCCUUGGCCAACAUCACCUUCUUCGACAGCAUGGCCUGUGAGAUGCUCCUGCAGCUCAACGCCAUCCACAUCCUGUUGGACGCCUGCAGAGACCGCCAGAGGGUGGACACGCCCUACUCCAAAGACCAGGUGGUGACCAUCCUGGCGAACCUGUCGGUGUUGGAACAAUGUGCCGCUGAUGUUCUGCAAGACCAAGGUAUCGACCGUCUGCUGCUGCUGCUCGGGGAGCGUCCGUCCUCCUCCAGUCCGUCGGAGGGCGCCGCCUGCGAACGCGUCCAGCAGAAAGCCGCCGUCACCCUGGCCCGACUCAGCCGCGACCCCGAGGUCGCCCAGACCGCCAUCCAGCUCAAAGCCGUCCCUCGUCUCAUUGAACUGUGUCGUUCUCCGACUGAGCGGAACAACAGUGACUCGGUGCUGGUCGCCUGCCUGGCCGCCCUGAGGCGUCUUGCCGCCGGUUGUCCCGACAGCAUCGAGGCCAACGACCACCAGCAGCUCAUUAAGCCCCGCCUUGUCGACUCCUUCCUCCUCUGCUCCAACAUGGAAGAGAGCUUCGUAUGACGCCGUUCAUAGGCCACGCCCCCGCCACAUCUAACAUGAUGAGUGACGACCAAUCAGCAGUCGUCUGUAUCUGUAAAUAUCCAUAAACGCAGCUUUAACAGACGUCUGUUUGUAUUAUUUCAUCAUUAUUUUGUACUCGUAGUUGAUACUUUAUGAGAAUAUGCUCUGAAACACUUUAUUACCACUGUGCAAUUCCAGUAUUUAUUCAGUUUCAGUCUUAGAAACAGUUUAUGAAACGAAAACCAGCAGGAAACAGAACAGGAAGAGACCUGAACCCAAGACAAUGCAGACUUUUGUCAAUUUGUUCAAUAAAAAAAAUCAGCCAAUCAUUUGAUUCUGUUUUCCAUAAGUAAAUUAUGAGCUCUGUCCUGUUCUGUGUGUUUUUCUGUUCUAUUCAGUAAAUGUACGGAAACCGUCCACGUUCCAGCUGAACCUUUGACGUGUUCUGAUCCAUCAGAUGAAGAAUUUUAUUAAACACUGAUGUAAAACAAGAAGCAUCAAUAAAAACGCAAAGACAUAAA